CAUCACGUGUAUUUUAAUCCCAACAACAACACGCCGCUUUUCUCUUUAGAAAUCGUGCGUUUGACGAAAAAAUAAAUACACGUGAUAUCUUACUCCACUCCCCCUCCCCCUGGUGAUUUUUCGUGAUUUUUAACAAACCCCUCCCCUUCAUGACUCACGUGAUUAAUGGACAAUCCCUUAGAACUGUUAUUCUUUAUUGAUUUAACCUCACUUCUUCACAGAGUGUGAAAAACUUUAGACACACAUAAUUUACUAAACAUCACCUUGUACAUCAUGGAAACUCCUGAAAACCUUAAUGCUGAAAAACACACACAUGAAGAAUUAAAUUCUGAAAGUACAAAUUCAACAGGAAAAAGAACAGAUUACAUUGAUUGGCAUGAAUACUUUAUGGCACUUGCAUUCCUAGCAGCAAAACGCAGCAAAGAUCCUGCUACCCAGGUUGGUGCUUGCAUAGUCAACUCAGAAAAACGAGUUGUAGGCGUUGGAUACAAUGGUAUGCCAUUUGGUUGUCAUGAUGAUCAGUUUUCAUGGGCAAAAAGUCAAGGUGGGAACCGUAACUCACUUAACACAAAGUAUCUGUUUGUCUGUCAUGCUGAAAUGAAUGCGAUUUUAAACAAAAAUUCAGCAGAUGUAAAGAACUGCACAAUGUAUGUGGCUCUAUUCCCUUGUAAUGAAUGUGCCAAGUUGAUUAUACAAUCAGGGAAGGAAGUAAUUUACAUGUCUGAUAAACAUGCUCAUAAAACCAGCACAAAGGCUUCAAAAAUCAUGUUUGAUGCUGCAGGGAUUAAGUACUGGCAGUACACACCAAAACAUAAAAAGAUAGUGAUUGAUUUCUCAGAGAUUGAUUGGAAUAACAUGAAUCAACUUCCACAAACACCAGUUAAGGAAUUUUAAAUAAUUUGUACUUCAAAGUAAUAUGUGUGAACAUUGGAAUUUUUAAAAGUUUUGGUUUAUGUAGUUCAACGGACCAAAACUAGGCAAAAUUUACACCAAAUAUUAAAAUUUAUACAAUAUUUUACGAUUUAA
Dalotia coriaria is the source of this 1026-nucleotide messenger RNA. Its product is annotated as deoxycytidylate deaminase-like. Lineage: Eukaryota; Metazoa; Arthropoda; Insecta; Coleoptera; Staphylinidae. The record is from RefSeq and is a predicted model, not a curated record. Gene Ontology annotation, cellular component: cytoplasm. Gene Ontology annotation, molecular function: zinc ion binding; hydrolase activity.